GUAACAUUGAACCCUACAACUAGUACGUCGCCUUUUCUUUGAUCUUAUCGGUGAAGCUUGCGAGCUCCCGUCCGUUAACUUUCUUUUGCACCAAUAAUUGAGCGUGCAACUUUCAUAGCUGAAAUCCAAGAAUCCACGACUCACCAACUCACCAACUCACAAACAACAACACAUUUUAGUGUUCUCCAGAUCUCCAGAUUUUUAAGGAAUUUUCAUUAUACAUCAACCAUGAAUUAAAAGUCUUCACUGAAUAUACCCAAAGGUGCUAUUUGGGGGAGAAGUGAUAGACACAAUCGCCACAAUCGCCAUGAACCGUCACACUACACCACCUUUUAUGCUGCGGCUGUUCUAUCGAACUGGCGCGUUUCACAGACCCGAUGAAUUCACCACAGAACGUCUCCCGCCACACAUAGGUAUACAUGCUUGGAACGAUAGCACCUUAACCGAGCUCACCUACAUCAUUGCUGCCGCAAAGCCCAACCUGAUCCCCAACCCGGCAGUUGGCACCCGUGUAGCCUUCCGUCUCAUCUUCCCAGACACACGUACCAAUGCCGCAGGCCAGACCACUGCACGAUACUCGGUGAAGGACCUGGGCAGCGUGGUGAUUGGUGAUGGGUAUCGAGGACUCGACCCCGAAGAUAUAGAUGAGGAGAAGAAGCUUGAUACCGAGGGCGACAAAACCCUGCUGGAAGCCAGGUUCGUCGUUGGUGACUUCAUCUCCUGCGCCAUCCUACCUCCCCUUGCCGACGGCUCAGUUGCGCCGACCUCGAGUGCGAGAUCAGGUCUUGGUGGCACUUCCAGCGAGUCUAGAGCUAUGGUAGGACGUCCACCCGGCAACAUGUUCGGGGCGAGGGAGCGAGAGAAUGGGAAUCCCCGAUCUGCGAGGGAUAGAAAUAGCGGAAGAGGGUACGAUAGAUUCGGAAAUCGGAGCGUUAUACCAUCGGGAGAGUGGCGGAGGGGUGAACGUUUACCCGAACCCCCAGCUGCUGGGCGAGGUAGAAGAGAAGGACGAUAUUGAAAUAAUGGCCGUGGUAAAAUUGAAAAGUGCCCCCCCACUUCCACUGCCUCUCCCUUUUCAAUAGGUGGUCAGGAUCAGGAGGGAUGAGACCAACUGGGCUCGAUGGUAAACCAAAAUCGAAAAACAAAAAAAGAAGAAAUUGGUUGUACAUGUUGCUCUAUACCUAUGGAUCUGUGGCAAAGUGAGUAAGCUACCUUCUACUUCUAUCACAUCUAGUAGGCUGUAGUCUUACCCCCUGACCUACCAACUACCAACUGCCCAAGUAUCCUUUCGGGAAGGUUGGGGUUUACUAACUAGUCAUCAGGCAGAGUUGUCUCAUCCCAGACAGACGACUCAAUGUGUAGAUGUCAAUUCUCAGUAUUCAGCUUGAAGAUAGAUACCCCCAUAGCAUUGUUCAUGUUCUAGUUUGGCAUUUUUUUUUUCUUCGUUUCUGGCAGUAUUUUAUUGAUGCAUUUUAUGAGUGGUUUACGCAUGGAUGAUUUUGGGGGGGUUGGGAUUUUGGUAUACGAAUGUUUAUGCCAUAUAGCUAUGAUUCAUUAUUUAGUAAAGCAGACGAUUACUCACGAC
Hypoxylon fragiforme is the source of this 1585-nucleotide messenger RNA. Its product is annotated as Sin3 associated polypeptide p18-domain-containing protein. Gene Ontology annotation, molecular function: transcription corepressor activity; transcription factor binding. Gene Ontology annotation, cellular component: nucleus. The transcript has 2 exons. Gene Ontology annotation, biological process: negative regulation of DNA-templated transcription. The record is from RefSeq and is a predicted model, not a curated record. The coding region runs from base 308 to 1018 and encodes 236 amino acids. Lineage: Eukaryota; Fungi; Ascomycota; Sordariomycetes; Xylariales; Hypoxylaceae.